Molecule: messenger RNA, 3217 nt
Organism: Mytilus trossulus (common blue mussel)
Lineage: Eukaryota; Metazoa; Mollusca; Bivalvia; Mytilida; Mytilidae
Product: myosin-11-like
Exons: 12
Coding region: 89-3058 (989 amino acids)
Source: RefSeq, a predicted model, not a curated record
CCGUACGACUGGUUCCAAAUUUAUUUGCCAUCUGAGCCAAGUGAAGGAGAAAAAACAGAUCAAAAAGCGGGGAAUGUGAAAUAAGAAAAUGUCAAAUCCACUUUUCACGUUCAGACCUACGAAAGAUAAAUUACAGCCGUUCGAGAAACGUUUUUCGAAACGAGAAACUACUGUCAGAAAGUGGACAUUUGUACGGGAUUCAGAAUCAGUCUCUGAGACCAAUGUAAGAAGAGACAGUCUUAGAUCGAAUGCAUCAACCAGAUUGAGCAGUGCAUCACUUAGUAAUCUUAAAAGAAAAAGUUCCAUACCAGCCAUCUUAGAAGGAGUAAGUCUACCAUCAGACACACCAGAAGGUAGUGAAAAUGGAAGUGAUUUGAACUCUGACCUAAGUCCCUAUUCUCAGACAAGAGGAAGUGAUAUAUUGACACAUGCAUCCCUACGAUCAAGAACCAAACAGAAAGUACACAUUGAUUCAGAUGAUUAUGUGUCAUCAAGUUCAGAGGUCAAGACUACAGGGUCAGAUCAAGGAACAAUCACCUCUACUCUCGACUCAACCAAAGAAAGUUCUACUGAAAGUGUUAGAAGAUCACCAAGAAAAAAAACGAAACAGGUUUAUACCGAAGCUAUUUGUGAAAUUCCAAGAAAAAUACCAAAACAUGAAGGUAAAGCUUCAAAAAAUGUGCAUGCUGUCAGAAAUUCAACGGUGUUAGAUGACAUGUCCAGUGAUUCAACUUUGUAUAGCCAAACCAAGGAAGUGACAAGCAGACGAUCUCCAAGAAAAAGGCCGUUUCAAUCAGUUCUCAAUAGCAGUGUCAUUAAUAAUUCUGUUUUGUCAACAAAAAUUUCUUCGGCAAAAAUGGUGGGUGUUGAUGUUUCAGAAAAAAGUUUAAGAAUAGAAUUAGAAUGCAAAGAAACGGCUAAUGAAUCAGAAGGAGAAAAUGUUGUGCAGAAUAAUAAGAAACUUGAAAAGGAACUAGCCUCAUGUAAAAAGUUGACGACUUCUUACAAUGAACAAGCUUUAUCAAGUAUUCAUGGUGGGAGACGAAGUUCAAGAUUACAGAAUGAUUCACUUAUAAACUCUGAUGAAGAAAGUCUUCAAAAUUCAGUAAGAAGUUCAAGAUUGCAGAAAGAUUCACCUAUGAAGUCUGAUGAAGGUAGUCCACAGAAAUCAGUAAGAAGAUCAAGAUUAGAAUCUAUUGAUUCUCAAGGUCAAAUGCCAGACAUAAAUGAGAAGAGAAGAAGUUCAAGGUUAACAAAAUUGGAUCAUGAAAAUAAAGAUAAGGAUAGCUUGUACAGUACUUCCUCUAAAGAAAUGGUCAAUAGACCAACAAAACAAACAACUAGUAGGGAAAAAGAAGGUUUCAAAGAAAUAAAAACUUCAAGUGAUAAAGUAAUAGAAGAAAAGGAAGAAACUUCAAGAGAUAAUGAAAUGGAGGCCAAUGAAGAAAUUUCAAAUGAUAAUGAAAUCCAAGACAAUGAAGAAAUUUCAAAUGAUAAUGAAAUCGAAGACAAUGAAGAAAUUUCAAAUGAUAAUGAAAUUGAAGACAAUAAAGAAAUUUUGGGAGAUAAUGUAACAGACGACAACGAAUUAUCUUCAAGGUUGAAACUAAAUGAUAUAUCUGGUCAAAAGCAUGUUAGUACUGCAGUUAACCCAGUUAAUAUCAGUUAUGGAGAAAAUUGGAAUGAAGGACAAUUGAAAGAUCAUGAUAGUGACAGUGAAUCAGACAAAAUAUCUAAAAAUAACUCCAAAUCUAUAAAUAGUGAUAUCAGCAGACGACAGGUAGGAACAGAAGAAAGUGAAGAUUUAACAGAAGACCAACAUAUAUUUUCUUCAUCCAUGGAAGAACCCAAUGGGUACAAAUCAAAAGAAGAUAUUUUCAGAACUGAAAGUAGUGAUGAGAUGUCUAUGGAUAGUGAGUUAAGGAAGAAUGCAGAGCCAAAUCAACGAACAGAAAAACAAAAUGCUUCAAGAGUAUCCAAACAGAGUGAGUUACAGACAAACAAAAGACACCAAGAGAGUAACUCAAAUGGAACUAGUUUCCAAAAUCAGCAAAAGGGAAAUGAAAAUAAAUCAACAUUGUCAAGAAAUUCAAGGUCAAAUGAAGAAAAUCAAUUGGAUUUAUCUGAAAACAAAAAUUCCUCAUGUCAAGAAGAUGUUGUUUCCAUGGAAACAGAAAAUGACAGAAAUAAGCAUCAAAUGGAACCAAAUUUGGUAAAUGAUCAUGAAACCAAAGAAGGAGAAGAAAUUGGACAGGAAGAAAUAGAAUCAUCCCAUCAAACUGAAGAUGACCUAGUUGAUAUAAAUAAUAAGGGAGAAGGGUCAAUAAAUAAAGAACAGAGGUCAAAUAACCAUGGUGACCAUCAAGGAGAAAUGAAAUCAUCCCAUCAUACUGAAGAUAAUCUUGUAGCUACAGAUAAUGAAGAAGUGUCAGUGAACAAAAAACAGAGGUCCCAUAACCACAGUGACCAUCCAAGGGAAAUAGAAUCGAUACUAGUACAUGUAUCAUCUGAUACGCCUGCAAGGAAAAAGUCAAUAAAUGCUGUGAAAAAGAAAGUGAGGAUUGUUGCUGACGAACCAGAAUCUUUCAAUAAAGAAAGAACUGUACGAAUGUGGAAAGGCAAUGAUAGAACCAGGACAAAAGGAGACCUAAUAGAUCUAGAUAUUGUGCUAGAAACAAUCAAUAAUACUAUUGAGGAAAAACGGUCUGGAUGCGCAGAUAGUUUAGGAAAGAAAGCAUUGAACAGUCUGCUGGUGUAUACUAGAAAGGAGAUCACUGACACGAUUAACAAGAUAGAAGAUUUGAAACAUGAUAAAAAAGAUUUGUCAAGGUCAAGGAAAGAUGUGAAAAUGCUAAGAGAGAAAUUGUUACAACUUCAAAUGGAUAGAACAAGUUUAAUGAAGAAAAUCAAGGUCAAGAAACAAACCAUAAAGCCUAAACUUAAUGAUAUUAGCCAAUGGUUGACAAGUAUGACACGUCUGAUGAGAAUACCAUCUAAAACUAAAUCUCCCAGGAAAGUGGUAUAUACAACAUAUGGCAACUUCCCUUUUAAUGUCUGAUGGAGACCAUUAAUCAAAGGAAAGCUAAAGAAGAAUAGAUUUUAGAAUAAGAGACACACACAUCUAUUAACAUUUAUAUUAUAUGUGUACAAUUGAUUACUUUUUGCUUUGUGCGUAUAAGAAGCAUGAUUCAAUAAAAGUGUUAUACCGUAUUAUGCU